AAGACUAAUGUAAAUGCCCUAUAUCAUAGGUGGAUCUAAUAAAUCGGUAUACUAACCAGUAAGUGUUACAAAAAAAAAAACACGUGAUUAAAUUUGAGUUCACAUGAACAGAAACUGAAAGUAAAAGAUGCUGGAGACUUCAGAAAGAUCCCAGGAAUGAAUGUGCAGGUUGUGUUCGCCCUGGGUGGACCCGGAGCCGGAAAAGGGACCCAGUGCUCCAAAAUUGCUGAGCAUUACGGCUACACACAUCUGUCCGCCGGUGAGCUGUUGAGAAAAGAGCGCAGCAGGACAGACUCUGAGUUCAGCCACAUCAUCGACCGCUGCUUUAAGCGGGCAGAGUUCGCCCCAGUGGAGAUCACCGUCGCCUUACUGAGAAAGGCGAUGGAGGAGACCAUGAAGACCAACGAGAACAAGUUCCGCUUCCUUAUCGACGGCUUCCCUCCAAACGAGGAUAACCUGCAAGGCUGGAUGAAGCUCAUGGAUGGCAAAGCAGACGUCAAAUUCGUCCUUUUUUUCAACUGUAGUAAUGAAGUUUGCAUCAACAGGUGCCUAGAAAGAGGGAAGAGCAGUGGAAGGGAUGAUGACAACAAAGAAAGCUUGGAGAAAAGGAUCCAGACGUACCUGCAGUCCACACGGCCGAUCAUCGAGCAGUAUGAGAAGCAGGGAAAAGUGCGCACUAUUGAUGCCUCACACACCGUCAGUGAGGUCUUCGCUGAAGUGAAAUCAGUCUUCGACAGAGAAGGUUGAUCCUAAAGACUCUGCCCUACUGACGGCAACACGAUCAUUAUAGCAGUGUAGAGUCAGUGUUUCCAGUGGCACAUUUUCAACUGGAUUUGUCUUACGGAUAUUACUUCCGUUUCUGGUUGAGAGUACGCUGUGCGCAUUUUGGCUGCCGCUUCUCACCGGAGCUUUUUGUUUUUCCUUUCGUGUAGUUUGAUGUUUGUUCGCCAGUUGUGGUGUGGCUCCAGACCCAGUUUUGGGCGUCAGCUCCCUUCAGGCCUUGGUCCACCAUGGGUGACGCCUGUGCUCCUCACUAUGGACCUGCAGUGAGCUCAUUGCUCUUUUUAACAUCGGUUACAAUUAACGAUUGCGUCACGAUCACAUUUACUUCCUAAAGGCGUGGCUACUUGUUACUGGAUUAUACGGUGCACUUAUUUUUCCCCUCCACCUUGUUUCAGAAUGUAGGUUUGCUUUUUGGAAAAAAAAAGGCUACAUACUGAAAUCUGUUGCUUUUUUUUUUUAUCGUCACCUCAGGAUAUUUGUAUGCUUGUGUAGAAAAGUUAGGACCAAACAAUUAUUAUUUGGACCACAAUAAAUGAUAAACACAUAAACGCGGAGGAGGGUGUACUUUCUUUUACUCAUGACUGUAAAGAUUUAUAUCAAACACUUUUAUUAUAGAUCAGCUCCUAAAUUCAUGUUAAAGUUAAUGAGAAGCAACACUUCCACAUUUAUCAGCCCUGAACACACCUGAAACAGCUUGCAAUAAUAAUAAUAAUAAUAAUAAUAAUAAUCAGGAUCAUUUGUGGUGACUGUAGGGAAGAUGAGGACUGGAGUUAAUGACCCCUGAUCUAGUAACAGUCCAAGUGAAGGUAACUUCCGGUUCUUUGCAGUGAGUCAGAUUAUUUGACUCGGUUCACCAAUGAAUGAGUCGGUUCCCAAAUGAUUCAAUGCUAUGAUUUUCAAACCAGCCAGUUAAAUCAAUCAUUUAAAUUCUUCAGUGAAAUCUGUAUCUGCCUUAUGAUUAUUAAAAUAACACUACAGGAG
Neoarius graeffei (lesser salmon catfish) is the source of this 1764-nucleotide messenger RNA. RefSeq names its product UMP-CMP kinase-like. Gene Ontology annotation, biological process: 'de novo' pyrimidine nucleobase biosynthetic process; CDP biosynthetic process; UDP biosynthetic process. The record is from RefSeq and is a predicted model, not a curated record. Bases 157 to 747 code for a protein of 196 amino acids. Gene Ontology annotation, cellular component: cytoplasm; nucleus. The transcript has 6 exons. Lineage: Eukaryota; Metazoa; Chordata; Actinopteri; Siluriformes; Ariidae. Gene Ontology annotation, molecular function: ATP binding; UMP kinase activity.